UGGGUGGGGACUGGGGAGCGGGGAGCAGCAGCGUGCGUGGGACCGCACCCCAGCGUGGAGAGCUCACCAGCACAGGUGACCACGCAGAGCUCAUCAGCACAGGUAACAAUGCAGUCUCCUGAGAAUCAAAAAAGAGCUCCAGCAUGGACCACACGGGAGGUACUGGAUCUGAUCGCUGUAUGGGGAGAGGAUUCCAUGCUAACAGAACUCCGUUCCAAAAGACGAAAUGAAAAAACAUUUGAAAAAAUUACCAAGGACAUGGUGCAGAAAGGCCACACCAGGGACUCAGUACAGUGCUGUGUGAAAGUUAAGGAGCUCAGACAAGCCUACCAGAAAACCAAAGAUGCAAAUGGAAAGUCCGGGGCAGGGCCAAAAACAUGCCGCUUCUAUGCUGAGCUGCAUGCAAUUCUUGGGGGGUCCGCCACCAGUACCCCACUCCUGUCUGUGGAUUCCGAGGUGGGGGUGGUAAUCGCAGCCAUGGCUGAGAAUUCUGCGGAUGGGGAAGAUGAGGAGGACGAGCUUGUAGAGAGCACACAGCACUCCGUUCUCCCCAACAGCCAGGAGCUUUUUCUCACCCUGACGGAAUUACCCUCCCAGCCCUCCCAAGCAAUUAUCCCAGACAAUGAAGCCAUGGAAGGGACCUCUGCUGGAAAUUUUUCAAGCCUCCCUACUCCAUCCCGAAGGUUAUCUCAGAUAAGUCAGCGGAAAAAAAAGACGCGAGACGAAAUGUUCUCGGAAAUCAUGGAAGUGACCUGCAAUGAAAGAGCUCAUCUGAAUGAGUGGAAGGACAUGGUAGCAAAGUACAGGAAAGAUGCCAGUGAACGUGAGGACAGAAGGGACGCUCGAGAUGAGAGGUGGAGGCAGGAAGAUCAGCGGUGGUGGGAUACAACUCUGGGGCUGCUGCGUGAUCAAACUGACAUGCUCCGGCAUAUGAUGGAGCUUCAGGAAUGGCAGCAGGAUCAGACAGGGGCUGCAGCGGCACUCUAUAACCACCCUCCCCCCUCAUCAUGUUCCUUAGCCUCCUUACCCACCAGAUGAAUAAGAACUCAUGGGGUAGGCUCCGUGCGCUCACCCACUCCACCCCAGUGGACAGCCCAACCAAAUGGCUCUUAUUAUUAUGAAAUUUUUUUCAGUGGCCUUUUCCUUCCCUACUAUUCUCCUCCCAAACCACAGUCAGGCUACCUUGUCAGUUC
Gopherus flavomarginatus (Mexican gopher tortoise) is the source of this 1193-nucleotide messenger RNA. RefSeq lists its product as uncharacterized. The coding region runs from base 109 to 1038 and encodes 309 amino acids. The transcript is spliced from 3 exons. Lineage: Eukaryota; Metazoa; Chordata; Testudines; Testudinidae. The record is from RefSeq and is a predicted model, not a curated record.